AUGGGCGUCGCCGCGACCACGGCUGCGAGUGCGACAACCUUGGAAGAUGUCAAGGCAAAAGGUUUCAUCCAGUGUGGGGUGAGUCAGGGUCUGCCGGGCUUCUCCAAUCCAGAUGCACAGGGGAACUGGACCGGUCUCGACGUUGAUCUCUGCCGCGCAAUGGCUGCUGCAGUGUUCGGUGAUGCGUCGGCUGUAAAAUUCACGCCGCUGUCUGCAAAAGAGCGUUUCACCGCACUGCAGUCAGGCGAAGUCGAUGUCCUGUCCCGCAACACCACGUGGACCAUGUCCCGUGACACUCAGCUGGGUCUGAACUUUGCCGGCGUCAACUACUACGACGGCCAGGGUUUCAUGGUUCGCAAGGAUCUCGGCGUCACCUCGGCGCUCGAGCUGUCCGGCGCUUCGGUCUGCACCAACACCGGUACAACCACCGAGCUGAACGUUGCUGACUAUUUCCGUGCCAACAAUAUGCCGUAUGAAAUCGUCGCCUUCGAAAAGGCAGACGAAGUUGUUGCUGCAUAUGAUGCCGGUCGUUGCGACGUGUACACAACGGAUGCUUCCGGUCUGUACGCACAGCGUCUGAAGCUGACCAACCCGGGCGACCACAUGGUUCUGUCGGAAAUCAUUUCCAAAGAGCCGCUUGGUCCGGUUGUGCGUCAGGGUGAUGACGAAUGGUUCAAUAUCGCCAAAUGGACCCUCAACGCGAUGAUCAACGCUGAAGAACUUGGCGUCUCGUCGGCCAAUGUUGACGACAUGAAGUCUUCCGACAACCCGUCCGUAAAGCGCUUGCUUGGUGUUGAGGGCGCUUAUGGUGAAGGCAUCGGCCUGUCCAACGACUGGGCUUACAACGUCGUCAAGAACGUCGGUAACUACGAAGAAUCCUUCAAUGCCAAUGUCGGUCCGGACACUCCGCUCGGCAUCUCGCGCGGCGUGAAUGCGCUGUGGAGCGAUGGUGGAUUCCUUUACGCUCCGCCGGUUCGCUAA
This is a messenger RNA of Effrenium voratum, 981 nucleotides long. NCBI's taxonomy places the organism in Eukaryota, Dinophyceae, Suessiales, Symbiodiniaceae. The record is from the annotation of a GenBank genome assembly.